CAAGUGUACUGCUAACAGUUGCUACCAUUAGGACCAGUGUCGUUGUCAGUGGUGUACUAAAGACAGUGCCUGUGUUUUGCGCUGUAUGGCGUCACUAUUGCCUGGGUAGUGCAGCGUUUGCAGGACUGUACAGAAGCUGCAUGGGCAAUAUCAUCAACGGAGGUAGCGUCCGACACAGCAGCACUGCCGAGGGCGGCGUGGGUGACAUCUCCUGCGAGGGAAUCAUUAGUGUCAACAGCACCAGCGAGGGAAGCAUUAGUGACAAUAGUCUCCUCAAACGAAGUGUAUAUACAGAUACUUCCUUGAGUGUCAAACACAACAGUCGUUGUAAGAACACAACAAGCUCUACAACAGCAUGUGCGCCAACAAGGCCAUCAAAGAGCAGUGGUAAUCCUCCAAGAACAGUUGUGGAUACAGCAAGAGAUGACUCACAGGAAACACAUUAAGAAUGAGAUGGAGAGACAGCGUUUGGUGACGGCUUGGACUGCGCUCUUGCUGUGUGCUGUGGCGGUUACGAUAGUGCCUCUUGCCUUCACACUGCCCCUCCCAGUGCCUCCUGAUGCGGUGCUUGUUGACCAAGGACCUAGUGACCUGAAAAGUGUUGGUUAUAAACCCGUUGAAUCAACAGCUGUUGCUAUCCUAGUGCCUCUUGACCAAGCACCUGUAAGCCUUACACUUUCUGGCAUAACACCUGCUCACCUGGCACCUGUUGACCUAAACCCGAAAGAUCGCACAACAUCUGAGCCAACAUCUGUCGAACAAGAACCUACUUACCUGCUGGUUCCUGAAAAUUCACGUCCUGUCCCAUCACCAACUGAUGGAGAAAGUGCUCAUGUGGCAGUUCAUGACCCAAUGCAUGCUGACACACUACCUAAUGUGAAGUCUGUUGACCUGGCGACUAUUGGCUCAGGACUUGAUGACUCAGUACCUGCUGACCCAGUACCUGCUGACCCAGUACCUGCUGAUCCAACACCUGCUGACUCAACCUUUUUAGACCCGGCAUUUAGUACUUUGGACCCACAUGAGGCGAAAAUUUCCUGUCCAACAGCUCCUAACCACAAUUUGGCUGACUUUGAUCUCUAUUAUAUAUUAUGUCCAUUAAAUAUGAUGUUCAGUCAAACACCGGCUGAGACCACUGGCAGACCACCGGCAGACCACACGCCUAGCGCCCCAGUACCCUCCCACAUGACAUCUCAAGGUAGCGCCGUGUCCCUGGAUGAGGCCAUCAUCAGUGGGGACGUAGAGCUAGUGCAGCAGCUCAUCACUGAUCCUGACCUCACCUCAUGGAACCUUUUUGGAGACUCUCCCCUGUAUAUGGCGGCCAGUUAUGGACACAGUGACCUGGUGAAGAUCCUGGUGCAGGCUGGGGCUGAUGUUAAUGGUCACAUGAUUGCUCACAACACUCCUCUACAUGUGGCAGCCAGGGCAGGCCGGAGGGAGGUGGCCGACACACUCAUCAUGCUGCAUGCUGACGUCAACGCUACCGAUUAUGAAGGUUGGACACCUCUACAUCUGGCAGCCCAUCAAGGUCACUACGACCUGAUGAAGAGCCUCAUCCACGCCGGAGCAUACAUCAAUGCACAAAAUAGGAAAAACGACACACCUUUACAUGUUGGUGUUCAGGCAGGACACAGUCAGGUGGUGGAGGUGCUCCUCUUGUACAACGUGGACCUCAAUGCUUCCAAUUAUUUAGGUUGGACACCUCUACAUCUGGCAGCCCAUCAAGGUCACUACGACCUGAUGAAGAGCCUCAUCCACGCCGGAGCAUACAUCAAUGCACAAAAUAGGAAAAACGACACACCUUUACAUGUUGGUGUUCAGGCAGGACACAGUCAGGUGGUGGAGGUGCUCCUCUUGUACAACGUGGACCUCAAUGCUUCCAAUUAUUUAGGUAAUUAAAACAUGUAUGAUGUAAAACAUUUAAUACUGUGUCUGUACUCGAGCACUGUCCAGUAGGAAUGACCAUCCCCCACACAACCGUUUCACACAUCAGAUAUUA
This is a messenger RNA of Procambarus clarkii (red swamp crayfish), 1999 nucleotides long. Lineage: Eukaryota; Metazoa; Arthropoda; Malacostraca; Decapoda; Cambaridae. The record is from RefSeq and is a predicted model, not a curated record.